Messenger RNA from Durio zibethinus, 1960 nucleotides. RefSeq lists its product as uncharacterized. Gene Ontology annotation, cellular component: VCP-NPL4-UFD1 AAA ATPase complex. Lineage: Eukaryota; Viridiplantae; Streptophyta; Magnoliopsida; Malvales; Malvaceae. Gene Ontology annotation, biological process: ERAD pathway; ubiquitin-dependent protein catabolic process. The record is from RefSeq and is a predicted model, not a curated record. Gene Ontology annotation, molecular function: polyubiquitin modification-dependent protein binding.
CGAAUAUCGCAAAUUUCAAACAAUCUAAAAAUAAAACCACGUACCCAAACCAAUCUCGAAAUUUUCGAUCGAACUUUUGAAAGAGGAAUUUGUUUGAGUUAUGGAUUUUGAGCUAAGGAGAGCGAGAGAGAAGCUUGAUAAAGAACAGAGGGAGAGGAAGGAAAGGGCCAAGUUGAAAUUGGAGAAAGAGAGGAAAGCGAAAGAAGAGGCUAAGAAGCAGCGAGAUGCCAUUGAAGCUGCUCAGAGAUCUAGAAGGCUUGACGCCAUUGAAGCUCAGCUCAAGGCUGAACAACAAAUGGUAGAAAGUUUGCUUGCGGGAGGAGGAAUAGUUUUUUGUAGGAUCUUAGAAGCUGUACGUUUUCAGGGUAGUGGAGAUAAGAUCAAGUUGCCACCAUCAUGUUUCACAGAAUUGUCUAAUCAAGGUGCAUUUGACAAGGGACCGAUGUACUUUCAGUUGUUGGUGGUUCAUCAAGGGGGUUCUUCAGCGAUUAAGGGUGGUGAGAAGGAGAAUAAUAGGACUACUCAUUCGGGUGUCUUGGAAUUCACUGCUGAUGAAGGUUCUGUUGCAAUUCCUCCCCAUGUAUGGAGUAAUUUGUUCCCUGUGGACACUCCAAAGUCUCCCUUGGUUGAGGUUCGUUAUGUUCGACUUUCAAAAGGAACAUAUGCUAAACUUCAACCUGAUGGAAUUGGCUUUUCUGACUUACCCAAUCACAAGGCUAUUCUUGAAACAAGCCUUCGUCAGCAUGCUACCCUUUCUCAAGAUGACAUUCUCACAGUUAAAUAUGGGGAGUUGACGUACAGGUUACGUGUGCUUGAGCUAAAACCCUCUUCAAGCAUAUCUGUCUUGGAAACAGAUAUUGAGGUGGAUAUAGUCAACCCUGGUGUUGAAUCAGAGAGGACAGAUCAAUACGUCUUAAAACCACUUGUGUUUGGUACAUCAGACUCUGGAUUGGUUGAGGAAGGAAAUUACUUGUAUUAUAAGUUCUCAAUUGAUGAGAAUACAUGGGAAAAAAUUGUUUUGGACGAUGCCAAAAUAGAGGUCAAGAUAGAUGCAGAGGCGAAUGGUGGAGAUACUGAUCUUUAUGUAUCCAAGCAUCCCCUUAUAUUCCCAAACUGGCACCAACAUGAAUGGUCUUCCCAUGAUGUUGGCUCAAAGACUUUGAUCCUCAGCUCCAAAGAUGGGAACUUGGGUGCUGGUACUUAUAGCCUUGCAGUCUAUGGCUUCAAAGGAACAACCAAGUACCAGGUAUCGGUGCAUGUUCAAGAGAACAGCAAGCAUAAGGUGGGUCAACAAGCUGUGCAUUCAUCUGCGAUGGAGGUUGAUAAUGUGGAGUGCCGGAACUGCAAGCAUUUUAUACCCAGUAGGAGUAUAGCACUGCAUGAAGCAUACUGUAGUAGACAUAAUGUUGUUUGUCCACAUGUUGGUUGCGGAAUUGUUCUAAGGAUUGAAGAGGCCAAAAAUCAUGUGCAUUGUGACAAAUGUGGGCAAGCUUUUCAACUGGGAGAGAUGGAGAAGCACCUGAAAGUGUUCCAUGAACCACUUAGGUGUCCUUGUGGAGUUGUCCUUGAGAAGGAAGACAUGGUGCAACACCAAGCUUCAGAUUGUCCCCUGCGUCUAAUUACGUGUCGGUUUUGUGGAGACAUGGUUCAAGCUGGAAGCUCUGCCAUGGACGUUCGUGACAGAUUAAGAGGGCUUUCUGAACAUGAGAGCCUUUGUGGCUCAAGGACUGCUCCAUGUGAUUCUUGUGGACGUUCUGUAAUGUUGAAAGACAUGGACAUCCACCAAAUUGCCGUUCACCAAAAGAACUAAUGUCAGUCCAACUUCCCGAUUCAAGUAAAGUCCAAAGUCAGCACUAUUUUGCAUGGCUUAUAUUGUUUAUGAUUCAAAGAGAAAAAAAGAAAUCAACACUAAAGUUGUUCACAUAUGCAUGAAUCAAAGAAACUGAUGUGAUUAUUUAUA